This is a messenger RNA of Sinocyclocheilus anshuiensis, 3676 nucleotides long. RefSeq names its product putative ATP-dependent RNA helicase DHX57. Lineage: Eukaryota; Metazoa; Chordata; Actinopteri; Cypriniformes; Cyprinidae. The record is from RefSeq and is a predicted model, not a curated record. Gene Ontology annotation, molecular function: RNA binding; helicase activity. Gene Ontology annotation, cellular component: intracellular anatomical structure.
UUUCAAUCUACUGAUACAACAGUAGCUGUAACUGUACAGCAAGAGAUUCGCGAGACUUCAUAUUGAUUUCAAUAUCGGCUCGAUGAUCGGACAUACACUAAAAGGGAGCUGAACUAAUGAGUGGAAGGAGGAGAAGUAAACCCAAUCGGGGUGGAGGACGGUUCAAUAAACCCAGAGGAGGUGGAGGUGGAAACAGGAAAGCUGCUAGUGGAUGUUGGGAUGAUGGGGAUGAUUUCAGCCUGGAUUUGGGUCGCAGUCGGUCAUUCAAGCCUCCCUCAUCUAGAGGUUCAAGAGGUAUCCGUGGGGCUCGUGGAGGAACCGGCAGAGGAAGAAAUCAGGCACUGGCCAGAAAACACGACGAGGAGGAGAUGAGAUCCAGAUUUAGACCUGAGCAAGUGCAGCUGCCCCUGCAGAAGAUACACAUGACUUCAGAGAACAAACUGCAGGUCAAAGAACUGCUGCGGGAACUUCAGAGCCAUGAGUAUCACACACCAACUAGGAGAGUCCUGCACUCCCGCAGGAGGACCGCGGGACCCAAUGUAACGGAUAUUGAUGAUGAACAAGAAGAUGGUGAUGAUGAUGAAGAUGAAGAACAAUGUAUCCCAGUGGAAAACGAGAGCUAUGUUAACUUGAGGAAGAGGAUGGUGAAGUUCGAGAUCAAAACUGAGCAAAUACUGCAAGAGAACAAGAAGCUCUGCAGAGAGUUCAAGAGGAAACAGGUAACACACUGUUGUAGGUUUGUCUUGCCCCUAUUGGCUUGGAUGUGUGUGUGAUUGUGAUAUGUAUCCUCAUAUAAUUUGUGGCUGAAAACCACUCAGAUUCCUCAGUUUAUCCUGGAUAAUUUCCUCCAGACUGGACGGCCGGAUAGAGUGGCCAACGUUAUUUGCACUCAGCCACGGUGCAUCUCUGCCAUCGCUGUGGCGACCCGAGUGGCCCAGGAACGAGCAGAGGCCUUGGGUCACUCCACAGGCUAUCAGAUCCAUCUGGAGACCGUCAGGUCCUCCAGCACCAGGCUGAUGUUCUGCACCACCGGCGUCCUUUUGCGGAGGCUAGAGGGCGACUCUGAGCUCAGUGGCAUCACACAUGUGAUCGUGGAUGAGGUCCAUGAACGGACAGAAGAGAGUGACUUCCUGUUGCUGGUUCUGAAGGAUCUGAUUGUAAAAAGGAUGGAUUUGAAAAUAAUUAUGAUGAGUGCAACCCUGAAUGCCGAGCUCUUCUCACAGUACUUCAACAACUGCCCCAGCAUCCAUAUACCAGGACGUACAUUCCCAGUGGAGCAGUUCUUCCUUGAAGACGCCAUCGCUAAGACCAAGUAUGUAAUUGAAGAUGGUAGUCCAUAUCGGUGCUCCACAAAGCAAAAUCGUUCCUCUGGUCAGGGUGGCACGGCUGGGAAGGGACGGGCUCCUGUUGAGGAUUUUGAUGAUGAUGGUAGCUGGUCAUUUACGUCCUUAAUGAAAAAGGAUUCGGUCAAAGACUCCAUCCCUGAUCAGCAGCUCAGUCAACAGGAUCUUACCGUCCGAUAUUCCAAUUACUCAAAGUCUGUAGUGAAAACAUUGGCUGCUAUGGAUCUUGAUAAAAUCAAAAUGGACCUGGUGGAGAGUCUGUUGGAGUGGAUUGUUGAUGGAGAGCACAGCUACCCACCAGGUGCUGUUUUGGUCUUCCUACCAGGACUUGCUGAAAUAAAGCAAUUAUAUGAGCAGCUGCAGUCUAACAGGAUGUUCAAUAAUAGAAGAACAAACAGGUGUGUAGUGUAUCCUCUACACUCGUCCCUGUCCAAUGAGGAGCAGCAGGCGGUCUUUACCCGCCCACAUGAGGGUGUGACCAAAAUCAUCAUCUCCACCAACAUCGCUGAAACUUCUGUCACCAUUGACGAUGUGGUGUAUGUCAUAGACUCUGGCCGGAUGAAGGAGAAGAGGUACGAUGCUAGUCGCAGUAUGGAGAGUCUAGAGGACGUAUGGGUGUCUCGUGCCAAUGCUUUCCAGAGAAAAGGCCGUGCUGGUCGUGUGGCGUCAGGCGUCUGCUUCCAUCUGUUUACAAGCCAUCGCUUCACACAUCACCUGAGCCAACAGCAGCUGCCUGAGAUUCAGAGAGUGCCCCUGGAGCAGCUCUGUCUAAGGGUUAAGGUGUUGGAGGUGUUUACGGAGCGUCCUCUGGAGUCAGUUUUCUCUCAGCUUAUUGAGCCGCCCGCAGAGGGCAGUCUGGAGGCCGCUAAACAGCGCCUGUGUGCCCUGGGCGACCUGACGGACGAGGAGUCUCUGACUCCCCUCGGUUGGCAUUUGGCCUGUCUGCCUGUGGACGUCCGCAUCGGUAAACUCAUGCUGCUGGGAGCCAUCUUCCGCUGCCUGGACCCUGUCCUCACCAUCGCCGCUAGCCUGGCCUUCAAGAGUCCAUUCGUGUCUCCCUGGGAUAAACGAGAGGAAGCUAACGAGAAGAAGUUGGGGUUCUCUCUGGCAAACAGCGACCAUCUGGCUUUGCUGCAGGCGUACAAGGGUUGGUGUAACGCAGCACAGAGCAGCUUUAAGGCUGGUUACCAGUUCUACAGAGAGAACUUCCUCUCGAUCCGGGGCUUACAGGAGAUAGCAUGUCUUAAAAGGCAGUUUGCAGAGCUUCUGUCUGACAUUGGCUUUGUGAAGGAUGGACUGAAGGCCAGGGUCAUUGAAAAAAUGAGCUCAAAAGGAAGUGAUGGGGUGCUGGAGGCCACAGGCUAUGAGGCCAACCUGAACUCUGAUAACACAAAGCUGAUGUCAGCCAUGUUGUGUGCGGCUCUCUACCCUAAUGUAGUCCAGGUGAGAUCUCCUCAGGGGAAGUAUAAGCUCACUAGUAAAGGAGCUGUGAAGAUGCAGCCUAAAGCAGAGGAGCUGCGCUUCAUGACCAAGAGUGAUGGAGCCGUCCAACACCCCUCAUCUGUCAACUUCUCUGUGCGGCACUAUGACAGCCCAUACCUGGUGUACCAUGAGAAAGUGAAGACCAGUCGAGUGUUUCUCCGUGACUGUAGCAUGGUGUGCGUGUAUCCCAUGGUGCUGUUCGGUGGCGGGCAAGUGAGCGUGGAGCUGCAGCGUGGAGAGUUCAUCAUCUCUCUGGACGAUGGCUGGAUCAGAUUUGCAGCUGCGUCUCAUGAGGUGGCUGAGCUGGUGAAAGAGCUGCGGUGGGAGUUGGAUCAGCUCUUAGAGGAGAAGAUCAGAAAUCCCAGCAUGGAUCUGAUCAGCUGUCCUCGAGGAUCUCGCAUCAUACACACCAUAGUGUCGCUCAUCUCCACACAGUAGCAUCAGCGUUCUUCUCACACACUAUUCACAAUUAAAUAACAGCGGGAUGCUCACCUGAAAACAGCCUUUUUUCAGAUUUUGUUGAACUUUGUGGAGGCACUUGAAACAUUUUCAUUUUCUUUUACAGAGUAGAUGCAGAAAAUAUACUUUGGCAUUGUGUGAUUUCACACAGACAUUUCCUAAAUCCCAGAGUCCAUAUUGGACUGCUUUAAUGCAAUAUUAUAGCAACAAGACAGCAUGUGCAUAAAUCUUGAAUGUAUGGCAUGAGGUAUUUGUGAGUAUGAAUUGUGCCAAAUUAUAAAACACUGUUAUUGUGUUUUGAAUUAUUAACUUCUAUUAUAAUGUGGGACUACUAUGAAAAGUCAUACGUUUGCCAAAAGAUGCAAUAUCAAGUGUAUUUAAAAAUAAAUGAA